AUUUUGUGUAUGAGAUAACUAAAAAUAAAUAACCAAUACUUUACACAAAAACGAAUUUCAUAGGGAUCGUUUGGCAUCGUUAUGCAAGGAAUUGAUUCAAGAAAUAGUAAAUUGGUAGCCAUAAAAAUUGAAAGGCCAGAAAACGAACAUUUGCAUUCAUUAGAUCGAGAAGUGGAAAUUUUAUAAAGGUUAUAAAAUACAAAGGGUAUACCAAAAUUGUUGUAUUAUGGAUCAUAAGAGAAUUAUAAUGCAAUAGUGAUGGAAUUAUUGUAAAAAGACUUGUCAUCUUUAAUAAAGUAAAGGAAGAAAUUUAGUUUAAAAUCUACACUUUAAAUCUCGAUUUAACUGGUCUCAAUUCUAGAAGAAAUACAUAAAUAGGGUGUAUUGCAUAGAGAUUUGAAACCUGAAAAUAUGAUGUUGGAUGAAAAUAACUCAGUUUAUCUGAUAGAUUUUGGGAUUAGUAAAAUAUUUUAACGUAAAAAUGGAAGUCUAAUGUAUAAUAUUCCAUUUAAAAGUAGACCUUAUAAAGAGAAGGUGCCAUUUGUUGGAACUGCUCGUUAUGCAUCAAUUGCAGCUCAUAAAGGAUAAGAACUAAGUAGAAAGGAUGAUAUUGAAUCAUUAUUCUAUGUAAUGGUCUUUUGUAUAAAAGGGUAUUGAAGGUUUUUGAUCAUUAGAUUAGCACUUUGCCAUGGCAGAAUUUAAGGCACAUUCCAGAUGAUUAAAGAACCUAAAAAAUAGGGGAAUUAAAAGAAUCUAUAGAUCCGAAAGUACUUUUUAAGGAUUUGCCUAUUGAAUUCAUAAAAAUUUAUGAGUAAUUUAUGAUUAGAUAAUAUUUUAGUUAUUUAAGAAAGUUAACAUAUAAUACUGAGCCUGAUUAUAAAACCAUAAUAAAAUUAUUAUUAUAAGCAUCAAAACAUUCAAAUAUUAUUUUAGACUAUAAAUAUGAAUGGGAUCAAUUAAAUAAUUAUUAAGAUCUAGUUGUAAAUCGAUUUGGAUCAUUAUAACCAGAAGAGACACAAAUGAAAAAUUAUGAAAAAUUUCAAUCGAAUGUUAACUACAAUAAUAAUUAUACUACUCAAUAAAGAGCAAGUUAAUUAUAAUUGCCAAUUAUGAAAUUGGAAUCUAAUUAAACAAACAAUAGUAAUUAUGGAAGUGGCAAUUAUAAUAAUAGUAUUUAUAAUUCAGUCGGUAUUAUCUAUUCUCUAUCAAAUGAUGAAAUAAGUGAAGAAUUACAAGAACCUAUUCCAGAUGAAUAAGAAAGCUAAAUCUUUAUUAAUGUUUAAGUUUUUCCUGAUCAUUUGAAAAAGCCUAAUUAAUAGAGAAAUAUUAAUCAAAGUGAGGAAGAGUUUUAAUUUAUUGAAGAUAAUUUGUUAUCUGAAAAAUAUCAAAAUUUAAAUGCACGAAUUAAUGGUAAUUUGUAGAGUCAUAAAAAAUGA
This is a messenger RNA of Paramecium sonneborni, 1436 nucleotides long. The record is from the annotation of a GenBank genome assembly. NCBI's taxonomy places the organism in Eukaryota, Ciliophora, Oligohymenophorea, Peniculida, Parameciidae.